Molecule: messenger RNA, 1580 nt
Organism: Phragmites australis (common reed)
Lineage: Eukaryota; Viridiplantae; Streptophyta; Magnoliopsida; Poales; Poaceae
Product: protein XRI1-like
Exons: 9
Coding region: 419-1246 (275 amino acids)
Biological process (GO): male meiotic nuclear division; female meiotic nuclear division
Source: RefSeq, a predicted model, not a curated record
UCGGUCUCCGUGCACCUCCGCAGACUGUGCUGGCACAUUGGAGAGGGAGAGGGAGAGGGAGAGGGAGAGGAGAGAUAAAAGGCACAGUUUUUCGGACUUGUCUAGAGAGAGAAAGGGACAGGAGGUAGGCAGAAGAACGGUGAGGGAAACCGCUCCCUCUGCCCACUCCCCACUCUCUCCGUCUCCCACUUCGCAGUUCAUCCUCCUCCCUAGUCCUCACUCCUCCCCACUUGCCCCCUCCUGGCUCCGACUCUUUCCUCGCAAUCUUUGUCUCAGCGGUGAACUAGUGGGCCGAAUCUUGGGUCCAAUCCUCGACCUUGUCACGCGGGGAUGGAUUUCGACGGCGCCAUUGGUGAUCAGGGGUGAGCUCUCUCGGCUUCUUCACCUUCGCGUGAUCCAGCGUCGUACGGCGAGUGAGAUGUGGGGAUGGCAAAGUCAGGAGUAUGGUCUGCAGAAAGAUUUGUUAGCUGAUCCCUCUAGCAGCUUGUGGGGUGAAGCAAACAACAACGUGGGUGAUGCUUGGAGCAUGUUUGAUGAGCAAACUCCAAUUAAACAUUGUACAGACUUAGAAUUUCAAUUCUGUGAUUUAGGAGAUAUCAUCGUCAAGGACUUUGAAGAAGGGAAGGAAACUUUACAGGCUAAACGUAGACGCAUGCUGCAGUUCUGUCCAGAAAAUGUCAAGAUCGACUGUCCUAUGACUGAAGAUGGGCUUUCAGAAAGUCCGCAAAUGAAUAUGGAUUUUUCAGGUGACAAGUGUUUAUUGAACUCUGAUGGGACAGAUGAACUACCAGAAGAAUGGCUAGUUGAUUGCUCACAAGAUAGUGAGCCUCAUUGCCCACCUGAAGAAAUGAAUAGCCCUGCUGCUGCCGUGGGAGAAGCCAAUGUCUCUGUGCAUCAGAAUUCUUUGGCUUGUGAACAAUCUAUCGUAGUUUACAACGAUCCUGUGCAAGCUAGACCUACACCGCUGAAAGCUGGCAAAAGUAUUAUUAGAGGAAGAAAGUUGAGAACAUCGGUUGCUUUCCCUUUCGAGCUUAUCAAGCCAUGCAGUUUCCGUGGUGACAUCACGCUGAAUGACAUAAACGAGAAAAUCCAUGCCCCGCCACCCUACAAGAUCAAGCAUAAGAAUGACGAGGAGCCAAACUCACACCAAGCUUCAGCUAUUUCUGGAAAACCUGUAGUCCACAAGACGAAGAUCCACACCGAAGGGGGAAAGGGAAGCAUCACGAUCACAAGAACUAGAGGCUAAGCGCAGGCCAUUGGGACGCAAGCACGGUGCCUAGCUAGUAGGAAAUUUGCCUUGCAUUUCUGGUGUACUGGAUUUGCCCCCAUUUGAUUUGUGGCCCAAGAAAUGCACCCCGUUAGUAGAGUGAUUGUAGCAGUUAUUUCCCUGUCAGGGGAUCAACAUUUACCUGUGCUUGCAUGGUAGUGGGAUAGAUAGCAGGGGUGUGCGUGUAGGGGUGUGGGGAUUGUGCUUCUUUUUUUGUUCUUGUUCAAAGGCGAAAGGUUGGUGUCAUCAGAUAAGUAUGGACAUAUUGGUUUGGUGAGAUUGUAUAAUCUGCAAGAUCUGAACUUCACAGUCA